Molecule: messenger RNA, 764 nt
Organism: Chilo suppressalis (striped riceborer)
Lineage: Eukaryota; Metazoa; Arthropoda; Insecta; Lepidoptera; Crambidae
Source: the annotation of a GenBank genome assembly
CUCGCCUGACAUUGACAUUUCGUAUAAUUUUGCGUGUGCUUUCCUUAAAGUUUGUUUUUGCAAAUUUUAUAAUGGAUUUUAUUGAUACCGAUAUCAGACAGUGGGAUGCUAAUGAAGUAAAAGAGCACUUUGGGGAUAGUCUGACCCUUCUUCCAUCAAACGACAAUAUUAAGGAACUCCAAACCAUACUGAGAGACAAAAACACAACUAGAAAUGACUUCAAGUUUUACGCAGAUCGUUUAAUUCGUUUAGUGAUUGAAGAAAGUCUUAAUAAGUUGCCAUUUACUGAUUGUGAAGUUAUUACACCUACAGGAGCUCUCUACAAAGGUUUGAAAUAUGGUGCAGGCAACUGUGGAGUAUCAAUUGUGCGAUCUGGAGAAGCAAUGGAACAGGGUCUCAGAGACUGCUGUCGAUCAAUCCGCAUUGGCAAGAUUUUGGUUGAGAGCGAUACUGAUACACAUGAGGCGCAUGUAGUAUAUGCCAAAUUCCCUGAGGAUAUAGCAAGAAGGCAGGUGCUGCUUAUGUACCCCAUUAUGUCCACAGGAAACACAGUUAAACAGGCUGUGAAUGUAUUGACCCAACAUGGUGUAAAGGAAGAGCGGAUAAUUCUUUCGAAUCUUUUCUGCACUCCGGCGGCUGUGCAGGCUGUAGUAGACUACGUUCCCAAGAUGAAGAUCCUCACCUCGGAGUUACACCCAGUCGCACCCAACCACUUUGGACAAAAGUACUUUGGCACAGACUGAUCCGAAGACGAAGAAGGUUAA